AUGUUGUAAAUAUAAAAGAUAAUAUAACCACUGAGAAUGCAAAUAAAUGUCAAUCAGUCCUAAUAUCUUUAUCGAAAAAAUAGAAAUAGAGAAAUAUAUUGUUUUGAGGAAAAAAGUGAAUUAUUACUAAAAUAAUUAAAAUAUUUACUCAUAAAAAAAGAAUACAAUAUGUUUUGUAUAUUUCUGUCUAAAAUAGCUGUUACAUGCAUCAUUACGUGACACAUAAAAUUAAACAAUAUUCAAACUUUGAGAAUGCAUAUUUAUUUUCAAAUUGAUUAUUCACAGUCAUUUUUUGAUAAAAAAUAUUUGUAUUUGUGUAUAUAUGCACAUACAUAAACAAGCAAAAAAUUUUUAUCACCAAGAAAUGAUUCUAUAAAUACCAUUCAAUGAUUAAAAAACAAAAUAAACUGCGCUUAAUACCUCAUUUCACGUGAAUUGCUUUUCCAUCUAAACAUAUCGGUGCAAGGUACACAAACUACAGAUUAAUCAACAUGCGCAACUCGCACUCGUAUCGAUCGCUACUACCCCUUCACCGUCUGGAAAAUGCAACUCCAUUUCUUAAGCUAACUAUACUCCUUCAAGAAAAAAAAGAGUUAAAAAACACGCAAGCGCUGAGAACCUGACCUGAUGUUGUCUCUAUCGCGACACUGUCGCUCUAUAGUUCGCAGACGUUUAAGCCGCGACCAUGUUGCAUUCCUUCCGCGUAUCCUCCACGCGCAACAUCGCGUACCAAAAAGACAGUGAGUACAGUAUUCAACUGAAUCGCUGGUUUCUGAAACCAAUCGGCGCCUGGCCCGGGACUAAUGUCGGCAUUGCGGACAAGGUACUGUCACGCGGCAUCCAAUUCAUCUGUCACUCUCUGAUUGCUUUUACCGUAAUACCGUGCGUGUUAUACAUUAUGUUUGAACCAAACGUCUAUCUGAAAUUAAAAGCUUUCGGUCCGAUGAUACACUGGUUGAUGGGUGGCGCGAACUACUGUUCAUUGCUGGUGCGUAGCUACGAGAUACGCAAGUGCGUGGAUCAUAUGCGUGCUGAUUGGCAGUACGUAGGAAGGACACGUGAUCGCGAGAUAAUGCUGCAGAAUGCUAAAUUCGGCCGAUUCGUGUCCGCCUUUUGCGCGGUUUUCAUGCAGGGUGGCGUCUGCUCCUAUAGCAUCAUUACCACCCUAACACCGGCGACCAUUCAAAUCGAAAACGUUACAAUGACGACGCAUCAGCUUCCAUGUCCGUUCUACACGGAGUUGGUGGAUACGAGGUACAGUCCGGCGAACGAGAUCGUGAUCAUCCUUCAGCUGUUGUCGACUGUCAUAGUGAAUUCCGUCACAGUGGGUGCGUGCAGUCUCGCCGCAGUCUUCGCCAUGCAUGCCUGUGGUCAACUAAGCAUUCUGAUGAUGGAAUUGAACGAACUCGUCGACGAGACAAAAAGCAAGUACAAUGUCGUGCAACGAAAGCUGGCUAUUAUUGUGGAACAUCAUCUUCGUAUACUGAGUUUUGUAUCGCAGAUAGAAACGAUUAUGCAUCAGAUAUGUCUCGUUGAAUUAUUGGGCUGUACUAUUGAUAUUUGCAUGCUCGGAUACUACACAAUAACGGAAUGGAAAUUGCAUGAUACCAAAAACUUACUUACGUAUUUUACUAUAUUUGUAGCCAUGUCGUGCAACAUUUUCAUAUUUUGUUACAUUGCUGAAAUUCUCACUAAUCAGUGUCAAAAAAUAGGCGAAAUGGCAUAUAUGACAGAAUGGUACCGAUUACAUCAUAAAAUUGCGCUCGACUUAAUUUUAAUAAUCUCGAGAUCAAAUGUCGUUAUUAGAAUAACCGCCGGAAAACUGGUUCAACUAUCCAUUGCGACUUUUGGGGAUGUAAGUUUAUCUAGUAACUUUAAUAUUAAAACUUUUUACGCUUUGCGCGAAUCGACUAUGAAGCGUGAGACUUCUAGUGAGACUACCGUUGACGUUUACAGGCGAGACAAUGAUUACAGUUUACAGUUUAGUCGUUGGAUUUUAAAAUCGAUAGGCGCUUGGCCAGAAUUCAGUACAAAUUCGAUAACCAAAAAUGUCCUAAUGAGUAUUUUGCGAUUAAUGUGUCAUUCUUUAAUAGUAUUUACUAUAGUAUCUUCUAUAUUAUAUAUACUUUUUGAAGAGAAAGAUUUCCGCUUAAGACUCAAGGCAAUAGGGCCUACGAGUCACAUCCUAAUGGGUGGAAUCAAUUACUGCUCGCUCCUGCACCAUAAUAAUCGGAUACGCGUGUCAAUAGAGCAUAUGGAGACCGACUGGCAAACGGUGAAAAGAGAACAUGAUAGGGAAGUGAUGCUGCGAAACGCGAGAGUAGGACGCAUUAUAGCGGCCGUUUGCGCACUUAUCAUGCAAGGCGGUGUUAUUUGUUAUAACAUAGCAAGAGGGAUGUCACGGAUAACUGUGGUAAUCGGCAACAGAACGAUCGAGACAGGUCGCUUACCGUGUCCGUCUUUCAAUAAGAUCGUGGACACCAGACUCAGUCCGGUAUACGAAGUCGUACUAGCAUUGCAGUGUCUCUCGACCAUCGUGGUAAACAACAUUACGAUCGGUGCGUGCGGUCUGGCUGCCGUUUUCGCAAUGCACGCUUCCGGCCAACUCAACGUAGUGAUGCUACGUCUCGAAGAACUCGUUGCUGAGAAACAAGAUCUCCAGUUGAGACUGGCGGAUAUCGUGGAGCAUCAUCUGCGCGCGUUGAGAUUUCUUUCACAUUUGGAAACAAUAAUGCGUCAAAUAUGUUUUGUGGAAUUAGUUGGAUGUACAUUCAACUUAUGUAUGCUGGGAUAUUACACCAUUACGGAAUGGCAUGAAGAAAGCAUAAACACUAUAAUAACAUAUAUUAUGGUGCUGACAGGAAUGAUGUUUAAUAUCUUCAUAUUUUGUUUCAUUGGUGAGCUUGUGACGGAUCAGUGUAAGAAAGUUGGUGAAGCAGCUUAUAUGACAAAUUGGUAUCAAUUGCCGCAUAAAACUGUUAUUAGUCUCAUUUUAAUAAUCUUACGAUCAAGAAUUGUUAUCAAAAUCACAGCUGGAAAGAUAUUUCACAUGUCUAUCCAGACUUUCGGUCUUGUAAUUAAAACGUCUGUUGCAUACUUGAAUAUGCUUCGAACUUUGACUAUGUAAAUAUUGUAUAAUAAAUUACGAGUAUUUGUAAUAUUCUCUAUGUAGAUAUAAUAAAAUAUAUAAAAUUUCUAGUAUAUAAAUUAUUUUACGUAUAAUAUAUUUAAAGAAAUUAAUUUUUUAACUGCAAUCACAAUAUUUGACACAUUAUGAUUGAUGAUAUAAAUUUUCUACAAAAAUGUUACAUCUCAAAGUGUGUAUUACUAAAAAUUUAAUAUUUUUUAGACUGUUCUGUUAUUAUAUUUGAGUAAAACUGGAGCAUAAUUCCUUUCUAUUGGUUUAAAAAUUAUUUAAUUUUUUAUUUGUUCUAGAUUCUUAUGCAAAAUUAAAUAAAAUGUUUAGUAGUAUUUAUUUGCAAACUUGAUAAAAAAAGUACUGUUACAAAUUAAAUCAGAUUUUUACAUAUACUAAUAAAAUUCUAAUAUGAUUUUAUAUACAUACAUAUGCAAUAUUUUAUAAUAUUCCAAGAAUCAAGAAUUCUUUUCAAAAAAUGAGAUUACAAUCUUUACUCCUUUUGCGGAGAAUUUAAAGGUAACAUUAGAAGAGAAUAUAAGUCUUACGCACAGUAAUUCACAAAAUAGUGACGAAUAUAUCCUACAA
Molecule: messenger RNA, 3724 nt
Organism: Monomorium pharaonis (pharaoh ant)
Lineage: Eukaryota; Metazoa; Arthropoda; Insecta; Hymenoptera; Formicidae
Exons: 9
Coding region: 686-3127 (813 amino acids)
Biological process (GO): detection of chemical stimulus involved in sensory perception of smell; sensory perception of smell
Cellular component (GO): plasma membrane
Molecular function (GO): odorant binding; olfactory receptor activity
Source: RefSeq, a predicted model, not a curated record